AUCUUUUGGCCAAUAAUUAUAUUGACAACAAUAUUCAAAUAAGUUGAAUCCAGUUAUUAAUUAGUUAUAGGAGUUCCCCUACUAAAUUUAUCCAUUAUUAAUUAUGGUGCAUUAGAAAACAGCUGAUCAGAUGUAAACAAAUAAGAAUGCUAGAGACUGCCGUGCAACUUCUUGUCGUGGGCCUGCUGUGGGGCGUUACCAAUCCGUUCAUCCGCCUCGGCAGCCAGGGAAUCGAGUCGCUCAGAGAUACGGGCUCCAAGUGGAGGAACUUCAUCCAGGAAGCUCGCACAGUCGGCUCCCGUUGGCGCUAUUGGAUACCCUUUGGACUCAACCAGUGCGGAAGCGCCCUAUACGUGUGGACGCUCCAAAGUGCCAGCAUUACGGUGGCAGUGCCAGUGGCCAAUUCCCUGAGUUUCGCUUUCACAGCAAUAACUGGCUAUGCUCUGGGCGAAAAGCUGCCGGGAAAGAACCCUUUUUUCAGAAAUCAUUCUGGGUACUCUGCUCAUCUGCUGUGGCAGUAUUCUAAUGAUCUACGACAAGAUCCUGCAAGAACAGGCGCAACAGCAACUAAAUAUAACAUUCCAAUGAUCUUACCCUAAA
Molecule: messenger RNA, 600 nt
Organism: Drosophila rhopaloa
Lineage: Eukaryota; Metazoa; Arthropoda; Insecta; Diptera; Drosophilidae
Product: transmembrane protein 234 homolog
Exons: 3
Coding region: 147-599 (150 amino acids)
Source: RefSeq, a predicted model, not a curated record